This is a messenger RNA of Salarias fasciatus (jewelled blenny), 3811 nucleotides long. It is a transcript of the gene rapsn, whose product is annotated as receptor-associated protein of the synapse, 43kD. The record is from RefSeq and is a predicted model, not a curated record. The transcript has 8 exons. Gene Ontology annotation, biological process: positive regulation of neuromuscular synaptic transmission; synaptic transmission, cholinergic. Gene Ontology annotation, cellular component: neuromuscular junction; plasma membrane. Gene Ontology annotation, molecular function: acetylcholine receptor binding; protein-membrane adaptor activity. Lineage: Eukaryota; Metazoa; Chordata; Actinopteri; Blenniiformes; Blenniidae. Bases 676 to 1947 code for a protein of 423 amino acids.
GAGCCUGCUGUCAGAUCUCUCUGUGGACGGGAGUUUUUAACGCUCCAGAGGUUCGAGAUGUGUAAAAGUUGUCAUCCGGCGUCGCUCAGUGAGCGAGGUUUAGUGUGAAGGUAGAUCGCUAGGAGCCGUAGUGACCUUGGGACCGUUUGCUGAGGGCAGAACAUAAUUCCUGAAGGGACACAUGGUCUAGAGUGACAAGGCCAACUGCUGUAGCGCCAGCACUAGGAGGAAGGUGGAGGGGGUUGGACACUGGGGUGCUGAGAAUUCCUUUCGUUGGGGUGUGGAGGGAGUAGAUAUUCUGGGAUAUCAGUGCUAGCGCUCCACCGGGAAACGUGUUUCUUUGGCGUUUUUCAGAAGGAAAUCCGAGGGAGAAUUUUUAAACUUGAUGCUGAGAGGGGAUCAUUGCGUGGUUAAAUGGGGAAGACGUUUUUUUGGCCCCCGAGCUCUACACAAAGUGCCUGGUGAUAAUGGUCUUGGUGUGUCGCCGUUUUACUUGGGCGGAUCCUGUUUCCUUUCCAUCUCAGCACAGCCGGAGCUGAUAGUGCGGGAUCUGGUAGGCCUUUCUGGCACCGUCCUCUCAGAGGAUCAUCUUCAAGGGAUCUUCUUUGGAGUUGUACUGUGCAUGGCAAGGAUCUACUUUCUUGCUGCCUCACUGAAAUUGCAUGGCCUAAACGAAUGAAUAUUUUUAUGAAGCGCCUCGCACCAGAGAUGGGCCAGGACCAAACCAAGCAGCAGAUAGAGAAGGGUCUGAGGUUGUAUCAGUCCAAUCAGACAGACAAAGCUCUGCAUGUGUGGACAAAAGUGCUGGAAAAGACCUCGGAUCCUGGAGGGAAGUUUCGGGUUCUGGGCUGUCUGAUCACGGCCCACUCAGAAAUGGGAAAAUACAAAGACAUGCUCAAGUAUGCCCUGGAUCAAAUUGACACAGCCAGAGAAAUGGAGGACCCAGACUACCUGACGGAGGGCUACCUGAACUUGGCGCGCAGCAAUGAGAAGCUCUGCGACUACCAGAAAACUGUCUCCUACUGUAAGACCUGCCUAAAUAUGCAGGGCACCACUGUCAGCCUCCAGCUCAACGGCCAGGUAUGCCUCAGCAUGGGCAACGCUUUCCUGGGCCUCAGUGUCUUCCAGAAGGCUCUGGAGAGCUACGAGAAGGCCCUCCGCUACGCGCACAACAACGACGACAAGAUGCUGGAAUGCAGAGUCUGCUGCAGUCUGGGGAACAUCUACGUCCAGCUGAAGGACUAUGAGAAAGCCCUGUUCUUUCCCUGCAAAGCAGCUGAGCUUGUCAAUGACUACGGCAAAGGCUGGAGCCUCAAGUAUCGAGCCAUGAGCCAGUACCACAUGUCUGUCGCCUACAGGAAGCUGGAGCGCCUGCCGGACGCCAUGGAGUGCUGCGAGGAGUCGAUGAAGAUUGCUCUGCAGCACGGCGACCGGCCUCUGCAGGCUCUGUGCUUACUGAACUUUGCAGACAUACACCGUUGCCGGCGUGACGUUGAUAAAGCAUUCCCUCGUUACGAGUCCUCACUGGGCAUCAUGACAGAGAUUGGAAACCGUCUGGGACAAGCGCACGUUUACCUGGGAGUCGCAAAGUGUUGGCUUCAGCAAAAAGAGUUUGACAAGGCCCUUGAAUCCUUGCAGCGAGCGCAGGAGCUGGCAGAUGGGAUGGGAAACAAGCUGUGCACUCUGAAGGUCCACUGCCUGAGUGAGGGGAUUUACCGGAGCCAGGGGCAGCAGGAGGAGCUCAGAGAGCAGGUGGUCAAGUUCCUGCAGUGUGUGGAGGAGCUGGAGCUCUACUGCGGCAUGUGUGGAGAGUCCAUCGGGGACAGGGACCAAAAGCUGCAGGCAUUACCCUGUUCCCACAUCUUUCACCUCAAGUGUCUGCAGACAAACGGGACAAAGGGCUGUCCUAAAUGUUUCAAGUCAUCCAUGAAGCCUGGAUUUGUGUGAUUUUGGGCUGGAGAUUGUGCGUUUGGAUCUGCAGACACGGUGCCUCUGGGCCUCUGGACUGACCUGAGCAGACAGCCUGUGCAGGAGAUGUUUGAAGAGAAAUAAUUCGUCACUCUGCACAGAGGAAGCCGAAGUGAACCCAGAGAGCCGCUUACAGGACACAAUCAAUUCCUCCCAAUUAUUUACACGUCAGCCCGACGCUGACGGAGGAGGUGUGGGUGAUUGUGGUUCGUUUCCAGAUGAGCUGAAGGAGCUGCGUUGUCUCUGAUGGCCGACUUUUCGUCGCAGCUUUUGAAACGGACGUGGACUGUCCACAGAACUUGUAAAACCUAGUGUAAUAGAUAUUUUAUGCAUCAGAGUUGAUUGGAAAACUUGUGAAGGGAUGAUCUUUGAGGAAGAAAUCUGUCUUGUGUCCGUGACCCCGGUCACAGUCGGCUUGUUGUUCGACUUUUCGUGCCACGCCAGUUGAUGUAUUUUCGGCAGAUGAGCCAUUUCUGAAUUUACCUGACACAUGCAUAUUAUAUUUAUUAUUGUAAUCCUGUACAUACUGUCCACAUGUUUAUUUGUCGUAAAAGUUUGAUUCAUUUGAGAUGUUUUGUAAAACCUGAAACUAACUAAAAUCUCUUAACCAUUCAGAAACUAGUAUGUCUUUACAAAACAGGUACAUGCAGCUGUUUGUUCUUCCUUAUUCAGAGAGUAAGGAGCAGGAUCAACACACAUUGUGUUCAUAAAAAUUCCUUUUCUGUUUCAUUUCUGGGAAUGAUUCUCUCUUAACUCGGAUUACAGCAGAUUAUUGUUGCAGUUUGUGAGGGAAAACUAUUGGGAAAGGAUCUUUGACCAAUCACACACACAUAUUCAAUUAUUUAUGGGCGUUAAUACGCACAGUAUGAUUUAACAUUGUGUAUUUAUAGAAAUUAAUUGAAAAAACUAAAAUCUUGGUUGUAAUAUAAGGGAUAUUUAAUUGAAAAAAAUGGAAAGUGAGAAAACUAACUCAAAUAUAUCGUAUCACUGUGUGGUUGCAUGUUUUAUUUACAAUACUGAGCAGCACAACUAGACUACAUCCAUAUGUAACCACAUAUUUACUUAUAUUUCUUGUUUAUUGUGGUAUUUCUUAAUAUUCAUUGAAUUUUAUCAUUGACAUAGACUGUAACUCAUGCUAACUUUUCAUAAAUUGUCCCCACUGAUGGAAAGCUACUUUUACUACCUUUAUUUUUGACCCCAUGCUUGUUGUAGUUUUUCAAACACUUCCCAUUCACACUGCUGUUCGGCACCAAGAAGUCGAAAUGCGUCAUGAAAACCAGAUCAAUCAAUGGUUUUCACAGCUAAAGCCAGUAAAUAAUGCAGAGUUGAGUAAAAAGAAACAGUUUUCACUCUGUACUGAACUCUGUGAUUCUCAAAAAUGUGACGAGGCGGACAGACUGAGAAGACAGAGACCAACACAUUUACUUUUACUGCACCAGCACUUAUAUUUCUCACCGCUUGACUUGUGAGCAACAUCUGCUUCUUGUUUGAUGCCUCUGUUUUGACAGUAAUCUUGAGUCACUGGCUGUUUACAGUGCAGAUAUGAGACACACACUUUCUUGGUUUUGGGGUGUAAAAAAAUGAUGUUACAGACAGUACAGCCACUCAUCUUCUGACAGUAUGAACUACCUCUGUUUCUGCCUCCAAGCUUUGAGGAUAAAUGCAGUAAUACCAUAACAUUUAAGUACAUGUAGAUUUGUUAUGUUUUUCUAGACACCAUGUUGAUAUAACCAUGAUUUAUUUGACUUAGAGACGGACUGAAAUGCAUUGUUAAUAUAUUUAUGCAUUUAUAGUCGAACCAUGGUACUGUGUCACAUGUGGAAAUGUUUCAUGAUGGAAAAUA